GCGUUACGGUACGUCACUCACGUUCUCAAAUCCGAUUCACAUCUGUCACCCUGAGAAUGAAUCAAAAAGUCAAUUUUUCGACCGAUUUGAAAAAUAAUCAGAGAAAAGGACGGACGAAGGUGAUGCACGGAGUUCCAACUUACGCGUCCUCAGACAUAUCCGAAUUAUUUGAACAACAGCCCGCAAGCCCUUCACGUUUUUGACAAUGCGUCAAAGUUGAGUCUGAAUAUGAGUUUGUAAAGUUCGCUUGCACAUACGUAGUUCAGUUCACGCCGUCAAAGCGACGUCGUAGCGACGACGCUUAUUUUUAUUUAUAAACAGUUACUCAUAACUGGUGGUUAUCAGCUGAUGAAUCCGAUGCACUUGAUGAACUUUGUUCGAAUCAAAACAGUCGAAAGGCAAGCAAUGCAAAUCGCAGUGGAAUAAGAGCGGUUGUAUGUCGGCUUUCGCAUAUAUCAGUGGUUACAAAUAAUCGCGCCGUAAAUUGUUUCAUCCUGUACGUUGGAUUGAUCAGAUUCGUCCUCAGAUUGGUUACAACAGGUCUGGGUACGACUGGCAAAUAGUUUUGCCCUGCCAAGACAGGCUACCUAUAUGAACCGUGCCUAUCCAACUGUUUACAAAAAUGGGAGGAGGUCCCAGUACUGGAAUAAAUAACGACGAGUUAGUGGAAUAUUUGUUAAGUUCUGGUUACAUUAGUAAGAAGAGGGUAGAACUGGUAUUCAGGGCAGUAGAUCGUGCCAACUAUAUAUUAUCCACACAUCAGGAAACUGCAUACAGAGAUCUUGCUUGGAAACAUGGAAAUCUCCACUUGUCCUCUCCCUGCGUCUACGGAGUCUCAAUGGAUUUCCUUCCAUUGAGACCUGGUAAAAGCUUCCUAAAUAUUGGUUCUGGAACCGGUUACUUCAGUACAAUGGCAGGUUUUCUACUAGGAGCAUAUGGUACAAAUCACGGCAUUGAGUUGCACGAGGACUGUAUACAAUAUGCAUAUGAUCGAUUGGAAGAGUUCAAACAGCAUUCUAAGGCUAUCGAAGAAUUUGAAUUCUGCGAGCCUACGUUUUUCAAAGGUAAUUGUUUAAGGGUCGAACCUACUCGGGAAUACGAUGUCGUUUACUGUGGAGCAGGUGUGUCAGAGAAUCACAUCGCCGCUAUUAAAAGAUUUGUAAGAGUUGGAGGAACUGUAGUGGUGCCUUAUAAGGGAUCUCUUUGUUGCUUGACCAGGACUGCAAAAAACAAUUGGCGAUGUAAAAGAAUCCUGGAAGUAUCAUUUGCUAUGCUAGCCAUACCCAAUGCAACGGAUCAGACUUCGAUAGUAUUACCGGGAAAUGAACCUCUGUCCCUCCAAGAACUCUGCCGGAACAGAGUUCGCCAAAUCCUUCGGCUGAGCGUUUGGAGGGAGCAUCCAGAACUUGCGAAGCGAGAUCUUUAUUCAGAGUGCCAGGACCCUGAGGAAGAAAAACUGAAGGUGAAUAAUUCUAAGGAGAUUGAUGAUGAUCAGGAACAAAUCGAUAAGGAAGAGGAAGAUCAUGACCAUAUGCGGCACAGCGAUGCCGAAGAGGAGGCAGACGAUGACGAGACUGAUGUAGACUUUAUAAGGCAGAUGCAGGUUCUGUUCAACAUGGAAGUGAGAAAUAGCGAGUUGAAGUGUAAGCGGCCGCGAAGAUACACCAAAUUUGCACAAUGGGGCAAUACUGCGGAUAGACAUUGCACUCGGGCCCAAGCGAUUAGAAUGAAAAAAGAGUCUUUGCUAACAAACAAACACCUGGCUCGCCGAUUCAUAACCCAGGUCUAUAAUGAUGGUGCUAAUUCAUCGGGACAGGAUGGUACUGCCGGCACCUCGAGUACGCAAAACAUGGAUCUGAGCCCGAACGUUCCCCUCGAUUUCUCUGCCAAUGAAUCUCAAGAUGAGAGCCUAUUCCGAGUUCUAUAUGACGGCGAACCCGGCGAUGCGGAGGCAUGCGAAAUAGACGUUGACAACGACACCGAAAGCAGCAGCGAUAGUGAGAGCGAAAGCGAAAGCAGCUGCGAAAGCGAAGAGGAACUUCCGCCACAGAUGAUGAACGUAGUCAGGGAGGAAGAUACCGAUAGGGCAAACAAUGACGUCAACGCUAUUUGUGAGGACACGCGCUCCAGCUCUUCAACCUGUUGUCAUUCCGACACAUCAAGCACCAUGACCGGAGCAAUUUUUGAGAAUUUCGGCAGAAAUGAAAGCGCAUAUACGGAGGGAAAUAUCUUCGUUGAAUUUAUGAGAAAAAAAAUUCAACAACUCCCUUUGCCAGAUAUACUGAAGCUGUACAUAAAUCACAACCGGACUUUGUAAAUAAUAUAUGUAAACAACUCCAUUACUUGAAUAAAAUUAUACGUUUCUAA
This is a messenger RNA of Athalia rosae (coleseed sawfly), 2367 nucleotides long. RefSeq names its product protein-L-isoaspartate O-methyltransferase domain-containing protein 1-like. Gene Ontology annotation, molecular function: protein-L-isoaspartate (D-aspartate) O-methyltransferase activity. Gene Ontology annotation, biological process: protein modification process. Bases 623 to 2317 code for a protein of 564 amino acids. NCBI's taxonomy places the organism in Eukaryota, Metazoa, Arthropoda, Insecta, Hymenoptera, Athaliidae. The record is from RefSeq and is a predicted model, not a curated record. Gene Ontology annotation, cellular component: cytoplasm. The transcript is spliced from 5 exons.